This is a messenger RNA of Adineta ricciae, 270 nucleotides long. The record is from the annotation of a GenBank genome assembly. Lineage: Eukaryota; Metazoa; Rotifera; Eurotatoria; Adinetida; Adinetidae.
AUGUCUUCUUGUAUUGACAAUAAUUGUGUUCUUUACUUGCUGAUCGUAGUGCUUUGUCUCAAUGUGAUCGUUAUCAAUUCGAUUGAAAUUCGUGUAGAAAAUCGAGGUGCUUAUGUUGCUCGUAUUCUCGUCCGUUAUCAGACUUCAAAAAAUGAAGAGAAAAUGUCGAAUUCAGGUAGCUUAACAUCAUUCCAAUCCAAAAAUGUCGUCAUCGAAAACAAUGCCAAAUCUAUUGAAAUUGAUAUUCAAAUUAUGGGGAACAAUUGUUAA